GUAGUUGUGAAAAAAAUGUGUAUUGAUGUCCGGUUGAAAUUACAGAUGUUGUUCGGCUGCCGGCGUGUUUUUAUCGAAGUCCACAAGAAAGCCACCAAAUUUGUAUUUUUCAGAAACUACAGUAAAAAGACUAUCAAAAUGGCACUAACAGAGGUUUCUUCUAACAAAAUGUUUGGAGGAUGGCAGAAAGUGUUCAGCCAUGAAAGUUCCGAGCUGAAGUGUACAAUGCGGUUUGGUGUGUUUAUUCCUGCCCAGGCUGAAAAUAGCAAGGUUCCUGUAGUGUACUGGCUGUCAGGAUUGACAUGUACAGAGCAGAAUUUUGUAACGAAAGCAGGAAGUCAGAAGUUUGCAGCAGAAAAUGGGCUCAUGAUUGUAGCUCCCGAUACAAGUCCAAGGGGGUGUAAUAUUGAAGGAGAAGAUGAUUCCUAUGACUUUGGAUCUGGGGCUGGUUUCUAUGUUAAUGCCACUCAGGACAAAUGGAAAACAAACUACAGAAUGUACGCCUAUGUGACAGAGGAAUUGCCAGCCUUAAUCAACAACAAUUUUGCAGCGAAUCCUGAUAAAAUGUCCAUUUUUGGUCACAGCAUGGGAGGACAUGGAGCAUUGGUGUGUGCCUUGAAGAACCCUGGGAAAUACAAGUCAGUCAGUGCAUUUGCACCUAUCUGUAACCCCAUGAUGUGUCCCUGGGGUCAAAAAGCUUUCUCUGGGUACCUCGGUGAUAACAAGGAUGAUUGGAAGGCAUAUGAUGCUUCAGAAUUGGUAAAAGCUUACAACGGCCCUCCUCUGGAAAUAUACAUUGAUCAGGGGAAAGCAGAUAACUUUCUACAAGCAGGACAGCUACUUCCUGACAACUUUGUUGCAGCAUGUGCUGAAGCCAAAAUGCCUGUUGUGCUUAGAAUGCAGGAGGACUACGACCACAGUUACUUCUUCAUCGCCACAUUCAUGGAAGAUCAUUUGAAACAUCAUGUCAAGUUCCUCCUUUAGUAACAUAUAACACCUUGUGGACAGGAUUUCAGUGACUUAUGUUUACCCCAAAUGUACACCUAUCCUGUAUUGUAUGAACUGACAAAUUGCUUAAAUUCCCAUUUUUGUUAUAAAUGUACCCAAUGUCCGAAGCCAGAUUGCAUUUAAGUUGCUUCCAUGUAAACUAAAUUAUAAACCUGGUUUAAAGGCAUACUUGCUUUCAAGAAUAAAUAUCAAAUUAGUGAUAUUAUACCUUAUUUGUCCUAGAAGUUAAUUAAUUUUAUUUUUUCCCUGAUAAAUCAUGAUUAUGUCUAAUGUCACAACUCUAUGGUAGAUGUGUUUUGUAAUUAAUAGCGAAAGUAGACAUUUGAAUGUAUUUACCAUUUAAAGGCUUCAUGUGGUUUGAUAUGGCUGUACAUAGAAAAUGUACGGGCGUUUUCCACUUGUGAUACAUGUGUCAGGUGAUGUCAUAUUAAACGAUAGAUAUAUCAGUCAGUAAUGUACCAUACCUGCUCAAUAAUUACCACUCAGCAAAACGUUUAUUCAAUAAGUAGAUAAAAUGUUUAGAAUAUUAAUUUUUUUAUUUAAUUUGUGCAGAACACUUUUCAAAUAUUUUUUUUCAUCUACAAAGUUGAGACGUUAUGAUAAUUUGAUCAAACUGGGCUCGUAUAGGCAUUCUAUGGUAGUAGAGUACCCAUAUAAAAAGGUGCUGUUAGUUUUUUCAUUCUGAAUGUGAUUAUUUUUUACAUAAUUAUGUUGAUUUCGUUGUUUUCUUAAUUGGAAUUGAUAUCCAUUUGUACUAGAACAUCUCUUGAUAUGUUGAUAGCUCGGAUGAUGUGUAAACGUUUUGGUUCUUGAAUUAGUGCUAUGUGUUUAAACCCCCAUUCAGCAUUGUGAAUUACGUGGAAAAUUUCAUUUCUAUGGUUUUUAUCAAGCAAGUAUUGUGUGCUGAAAUAAACCUGAAAGAUGUACCAGAACACUUGUGGUGUACAUUUCUCCAUGUAGAGUGUCUCACUAAACUGUAAAGGAGAGGUCACUUUGAAAUGAUUUUUCGGAAUAUAGUAUGGAAAUUUAUGGUAUCAGUUGUGUGUGAGUGUAUUUUGUAUAAAAGUUAUAUUUGUGGACUUUGAAACCAAAUCACAUUGGAAUACAUAAGGUUUAACAGAUAUGUGAGUAAUAUAGAAUGUUGUGUGCGUAGAAGUUUUUAUAGAUAAGUUGUCACCAGAGAAACUGAUUUACCAUCCUUAAAUACCUUGUUUAACUGUUUUCCACCUGUAUCUAUCAAACAUACUCACAGGUAAACAUAUUUUGUACAUAGAAUGUAGUAUACAAAAAUCUUGAAUUCAAUUUAUACUUACUUUGUGAUCUUAUUGAGAAAAUUUAGAUAUAUUGAAAAUUUAAAAUUUAUUGAAUGUUUCAUUGAAAAGAUGGUCCUACCUGGAUAGGUACAUUUGUAGAUGUGUACUGUCUAGUGAGGGAAAUGUUUUAUGUUUUUAGAUGUACUGCAGUAUUGUAACUAAAAUAUUCUAUGGUUUAUCAGUAAUUCAGUAAAAUUUGUAACAGAAAUGCUAAUACAAUAUGUACAUCUGUGUACAAACUCUCUGAUAACAGAACUGACAUGGUUAUGUGUCAUUCACCAUUAUAAGCCCUCUCCCCUUAUUUCCAAAUGAAUGAACUAUAAUUAUUAUGGAUCUAAAUGAAUAAAAUUUGAUUGUUAACCAAAAAGUAAAAUGACAGAAAUCUUAAA
Molecule: messenger RNA, 2710 nt
Organism: Ylistrum balloti
Lineage: Eukaryota; Metazoa; Mollusca; Bivalvia; Pectinida; Pectinidae
Product: S-formylglutathione hydrolase-like
Exons: 10
Coding region: 16-984 (322 amino acids)
Biological process (GO): formaldehyde catabolic process
Cellular component (GO): cytosol
Molecular function (GO): S-formylglutathione hydrolase activity
Source: RefSeq, a predicted model, not a curated record